AUGGCAGAUUCUGAUGAAGAUAUUGAUAGAGAUUUAGAUACAGAAAUGAACCUAGCUGGUUUUAUGUUUGGCAAUAUUGAUGAGAAUGGUCAGCUUGAGGAUGACAUUCUUGACUCUAAUGCAAAACAGCAUCUUGCUUCUCUAUGUCAGUUAGGUUUCAGUUCAUUUCUACAUGAAAUAAUAUCAGAAAAUAAAGAUACUGAAACAAAAAAUAAUAAAAGUAAUAAAGAUUCAUUAGAGAAUGGAGAAACAAUUCAAAAUCAAAAAGAUGAUAUAGAUUAUCUUAUAAAAGAUCCAACAGCUUUUGAUUUUUCAGAUAUUAAUGAGUUAGCAGAAGAUUGUAAUGAAGACAUUACAGAAAAAGAAACUGAUUAUGAUGCAGAUGAUGAAGAGGUAGAACAUAAAUUAGAUAUUCAAUUAAUGCCUCCUCCACCUAUUCCUGAAGAAAAAGAAUUGUUAACUGCAGAGGAAGCAGAAGCAGCAUUAAAGCGAAAACUUGAAACCCCACUUGCUUCUAUGUUACCAUCAAAGUAUGCAAAUGUCAAAGUUACUGAACUCUUUCCUGAUUUUCGUCCAAACAAAGUUCUUAGAUUUUCAAAAUUAUUUGGUCCUGGGAAACCUAGUAGUUUGCCACAAAUUUGGAGAGGUGUUAGAAAAAGACGUAAAAGAAAAAGACAUCAUGAUAUAAAAGAUUCAGAUUCUGGGUCAGAUGAAAAUAAUAGAAAACCAAAAUUCAAGGGUUGGGUAAUGAAUUAUUUAUCAGAACUUGUUGUCGAUAAACUAGGUGAAGAUGACGAAGAAAAAUUGUUAAUGCCUAUCAAAGAUAAAGAACAAAUUGGAAAAAGUGGAGAAACUGGGGAUAACGGUGAUAUGGGUCCAAAAGUUGCUGAUUGGCGGUUUGGGCCAGCACAAAUUUGGUAUGAUAUUUUAGAAGUACCUGAAACAGGAGAGGGAUUUAAUUAUGGAUUCAAAUUAUCUGAAAAGAUUGACGAAGAAAAAAUAAAUAUCAUUGAUUGUGCUGAUGAUGCUUUUUUAAUGGUUUCUCAAUUACACUGGGAAGACGAUGUUAUAUGGAAUGGUGAUGAUAUAAAACAUAAAGCUAGACAUAAAUUAAACACAAAAAAUAAUGCUGCUGGUUGGGUUCCUUCUAGUGAUAAUAGAACUGCUCAAGCCUUUAGUCAACCAGGUAAAGGUGUACCAAUUCCAGUAGCUCCAAAUGUCAGAUUAGCUACCUCACAAAUUUCUACACCUAUGCAUUUACUAUCACAGAAAAAUAAAAUGAAUAAUACAAAAAAUCAGCACCAACACUCAGAAUAUCAUGAUGACACUUGGUAUUCUAUCUUUCCAGUUGAGAACGAAGAGUUAGUAUAUGGGUUAUGGGAGGAGGAGAUUAUCUGGGAUGCAGAAAGAAUGAAGAAAAUACCAAAACCAAAAAUACUGACAUUGGAUCCUAAUGAUGAAAACAUCAUCCUGGGUAUUCCAGAUGAUAUAGACCCAGCAUUGUUGCAUAAAGAUAAUGGACCUCAACCCAAAGUUAAGAUUCCUCACCCCCAUGUAAAAAAGAGUAAACUUUUACUUGGCAAGGCUGGAGUGAUUAAUGUAUUGGAGGAGGAUGCACCACCACCACCACCAAAGUCCCCUGACCGAGAUCCUUUUAAUAUUUCAAAUGACACAUACUAUCUACCAAGAUCAUCAGAAACAACAUUAAGAUUGAAAGUUGGUGGUGGAAAUCUUAUUCAGCACAGUACUCCUGUGGUUGAACUACGUGCUCCAUUUGUUCAAACUCAUAUGGGUCAAAUGAGGUUAAGGAAUUUUCACAGGCCACCACUAAAACGAUAUAGUCAUGGUCCUUUAUCACAUAUAGGUUCACAUGGAGUACUACCGUUAUUAAAGCAUAUUAAGAAAAAAUCAAAGAUGCGGGAACAGGAACGAAUAGCUUCAGGUGGAGGUGAUGUUUUCUUUAUGCGCACUGCUGAGGAUCUAACAGGUCGAGAUGGUGAGCUGGUACUUGUUGAAUUCUCAGAAGAACAUCCACCUUUGAUGAAUCAAAUAGGAAUGUGCUCAAAAAUGAAGAAUUAUUAUAAGCGUAAAGCUGGUAAAGAUCAGGGCCCACCUAACUAUAAAUAUGGUGAAACAGCUUAUGCACACACUAGCCCAUUUCUGGGAAUACUAACACCCGGACAAAGUAUUCAAGUUGUAGAAAAUAAUAUGUACAGAGCACCAAUUUAUGAACAUCAUGUACCAAAUACUGAUUUUUUAGUUAUUAGAUCAAGGCAACAGUAUUACAUUCGUGAAAUAGAUGCACUUUUUGUAGCAGGACAAGAAUGUCCCCUUUAUGAAGUACCUGGUCCAAACUCUAAAAGAGCAAAUAAUUUUGUAAGGGAUUUUCUUCAAGUUUUUAUUUACAGAUUGUUUUGGAAGUCAAGAGAUACACCUCGAAGAAUAAAAAUGGAUGAUAUUAAAAAAGCUUUUCCUUCACAUAGUGAAAGCAGCAUUAGAAAACGUUUGAAACUUUGUGCUGAUUUUAAAAGAACUGGAAUGGAUUCAAACUGGUGGGUAAUAAAGCCCGACUUUCGAUUACCCACGGAGGAAGAAAUACGUGCUAUGGUCUCACCUGAACAAUGCUGUGCUUACUUCAGUAUGAUAGCAGCAGAACAAAGGCUAAAAGAUGCUGGCUAUGGGGAAAAGUUUCUAUUUACACCGCAAGAUGAUGAUGAUGAAGAAAUGCAGUUAAAAAUGGAUGAUGAAGUCAAGGUUGCACCAUGGAAUACGACACGGGCUUACAUACAAGCAAUGAAAGGCAAAUGUCUCCUACAGUUAGCAGGCCCAGCUGAUCCAACGGGAUGUGGGGAAGGAUUUUCUUAUGUUCGUGUACCAAACAAACCAACUAUUAGUAAGGAAGAACAAGAAGCUCAACCAAAACGUACCGUUACUGGUACAGAUGCUGACUUGCGGCGUCUUUCUUUGAACAAUGCCAAAGCUUUGCUACGUAAAUUUGGCGUGCCCGAGGAAGACAUAAAGAAGCUUUCACGAUGGGAAGUCAUAGAUGUUGUACGUACUUUAUCAACUGAAAAAGCCAAAGCUGGUGAAGAAGGCAUGACUAAAUUUUCACGUGGUAAUCGAUUUUCAAUAGCUGAGCAUCAAGAACGGUACAAAGAAGAGUGUCAACGUAUCUUUGAUUUGCAAAAUCGAGUGCUUUCAUCAAAUGAAGUACUCAGUACAGAUGAAGGUGAAAGUUCUGAGGAGGAUAGUUCGGAUAUUGAAGAAAUGGGUAAAAAUAUCGAAAAUAUGCUUAGCAAUAAGAAGACCAGCACCCAAUUAAGCCUUGAACGGGAGGAACAACAAAGGCAUGAGUUGAGAAAAAUGCUUAUGAAUGAUGCACCAGGUACACAAGAUGAUAAAAAAUUGAAAGACAAGAAGAAGGAUGAUGAAGAAGAAAACUCUUCUUCGAAUUACAAUUCACAGCUGGGUCGUGUAUUAAAAAUUCAUCGUACAUUUCGUAAUCCCGAAGGUAAAGAAUUCACCCGCGUGGAGAUUGUCCGAAAGCCUGCUGUUAUCGAUACGUACAUCAAAAUUCGUAAUUCAAAGGAUGAAAGCUUUAUCAAACAAUUUGCUACACUAGAUGAAGCUCAGAAAGAAGAGAUGAAACGCGAAAAGCGUCGUAUUCAAGAACAACUGCGUCGCAUCAAACGCAAUCAAGAGCGCGAGCGAAUGUUGAUCGGCAGUGCAUCCUCUGUGCUAAGCUCCAACCUCAUUUUGGAACGCACUAUAAGUACUAGUAACCUUAAUGGUGCGAGCAAUAAUUCUACUAAUAGUCAAAAUUUUGUACUUCCAAGUACUUUAGAUAGAAGUGGAGCUUCAACACCUAUUACUACAGGUGUUAACGGCUCAAACUUGGCAGCCACCCAUAACUUCGCUUUAACAAGCCUUCAGCAUAUUGGUUCAUCCUCAGCUUUGGGUGUUCAACAGCAGCACCAUGGUAGUAAGUCACGGCAUUCCAAUUAUGAACAAUUUUCCAACUCUUCAUCACCUACUAAGCGCAAAAAGUCAAAGCUGAAACCCGAUCUUAAGCUUAAAUGUGGAGCUUGCGGUAAUGUUGGGCACAUGCGUACAAAUAAAGCCUGUCCACUUUAUCAAAACAGUAUGGCCAACGCUGCACCGAUGAACGUUGCUAUGACUGAAGAACAAGAAGAGGAAAUUGAGAAGCAGCUUAACACUGAAGAUCAAGAUCUAGUCAAUAUCGACGGUACCAAGGUCAAAUUGUCCUCAAAACUUAUUAAGCAUGCCGAGGAAAUGAAAAGGCGUACGUUAUUACUGAAAGUCCCAAAAGAUGCUGUAUCAGCUAGGAAACGCAAGCGACCAACUGGUGAUGAUCAUUGUGAUUAUUUAAAAAGAUAUCAAAGGCCAGCAGGUGCCAAUCGACGCCGUACCGAUCCAGUCGUUGUACUGUCAACAAUACUUGAAAACAUUCUCAAUGAUAUGAGAGAUCUACCUGAUGUUCAGCCGUUCCUUUUUCCCGUCAAUGCUAAGAUUGUCCCUGAUUAUCCGCGAAUUAUAAGCAGACCAAUGGAUCUUCAGACAAUACGUGAUAAUCUACGUCAAAAAAAAUAUCAAAGCCGUGAGGAGUUUCUUGCUGAUGUAAAUCAAAUUAAAGAAAAUAGUUUACUAUACAAUGGUCCAAAAAAUCCGUUAACAGAAGCAGCACAACGAAUGCUUGAUUUUUGUGUGAAACAAAUUGCUGAAAAAGAAGAUAGAAUAAUGAGACUUGAAAAGGCCAUUAAUCCACUUCUUGACGAUGAUGAUCAAGUUGCGCUUUCUUAUAUUCUAAAUACAGUAGUGAAUGAUAGACUAAAAGCUAUGCAAGAAGCCACGCAAUUUCUCAAACCCGUUAAUAAAAAGAUUAUUAAGGAUUAUUACAAUAUUAUUAAAAGACCAAUGGAUCUUGAGAGUGUAUCAAAUAAAAUUGCUGCUCAUAAAUACCAUAGUCGUGCAGAAUUUAUGAGAGACAUUCAACAAAUAGUAAAUAAUUGUGUACUUUACAAUGGUGAUAAAUCACUUUUGACUGCAAAGGCUGAAGUAUUGCUUAAAGUAUCCAAAGACACUCUAAGCGAGGUAUGAUUUAA
Molecule: messenger RNA, 5123 nt
Organism: Ceratosolen solmsi marchali
Lineage: Eukaryota; Metazoa; Arthropoda; Insecta; Hymenoptera; Agaonidae
Gene: Taf1
Product: TATA-box binding protein associated factor 1
Exons: 15
Coding region: 1-5118 (1705 amino acids)
Biological process (GO): RNA polymerase II preinitiation complex assembly; transcription by RNA polymerase II
Cellular component (GO): transcription factor TFIID complex
Molecular function (GO): TBP-class protein binding; RNA polymerase II general transcription initiation factor activity; histone acetyltransferase activity
Source: RefSeq, a predicted model, not a curated record